This is a messenger RNA of Fopius arisanus, 2493 nucleotides long. Its product is annotated as SPARC-related modular calcium-binding protein 1-like. The record is from RefSeq and is a predicted model, not a curated record. NCBI's taxonomy places the organism in Eukaryota, Metazoa, Arthropoda, Insecta, Hymenoptera, Braconidae. Gene Ontology annotation, molecular function: protein binding; calcium ion binding. Bases 233 to 1846 code for a protein of 537 amino acids. The transcript is spliced from 2 exons.
AAAUAGCAGAGGUAAUCGGUCUGGGUCAGGCAGACAGGUAAUAAACUGACUCACUGGCCCAUUUACUGAAGUUCAAGGGGUAGAGCCUCACUUAGCUCACGUUCACCAAUCAAACGUGAGAAACGAUUUCUUAAAUACCAUCGCAAAUUUUUCGGAUGGUCAUUUCCAAUUUUUAUUUGGAAGCGAACGUAUCUCAUCAUAAUCAUUGAUCACUGAAUUAUUUGAGUUGAAUAUGUUCUCCAUUCCGGGAGUUUUUGCUGUUCUGAUUAUGUGGGCAUUUCCGGUAAUUCGCGGUUCAAUGUUUAUUGUGACGAAGGAUUUGUGCGAAGAUCGAGUUACUGAGUGUUUGAUGUCCUCGAAUGAACACACACCUGUUUGCGGUACUGAUGGGAUUACGUACUCUUCGUAUUGCCAAUUGAUUUCGAAACAGUGCAAAGGAGAGUCCGUCCUUGUUAAUUAUGUCGGAUCAUGCAUUGACACCUCCCCAUGUACCUCUGCCCUUCGGAAUGGUCCUCUGCACGAGCAGCCGACCUGCAACCCAGACGGCACCUUCGCACGAAUCCAGUGUCACCUUCCAUCGAGCUAUUGCUGGUGCGUAACCCCAUCAGGAGUUCGUCUGCAAAACACCCUGACCCAGUACAAAAAACCCAACUGCCCGCCUCUUCACCCCGUUCUCCACCCGUCGACCCCAUCUCCACCGAUAACGCUAUCAAAACGCGAGGACCCGCCCCAAAUGGCCUCACCGACGCCAAAUCACCACCCCCGCUGGUAUUGCUCCAAGAAGAAUCACCUCCAAUUCGCCAAGAACUUGGUGAAAACCUUCGAGAUAGAGUACAAUCGCACCAUAUCCUCCACAACCACGAUAACCCUCGAGAGCAUCAUCACCUGGAAGUUUAAUCUCCUGGAUAUAAACAGAGACGGUCAUUUAGAUAAACGAGAGUACGAGGGAUUAGUGAGAUUAGCCGAGAAGGGUGUGAUGCCGAAGAAAUGUGCAAGAUCGUUGCCAAGAAUGUGCGACAUGAUCAGAGACAUGAGGAUAUCAUUGAGUGAGUGGAUUGUCUGCUUGACAAAUAAUUCGACGGAAUCAUUGGGUCGAGUCACCCUGGGGAGGGCGGGUGGUCUCUUGAGCGAGGUUGGUGAGAGCCCCGAGGGCGAAGGAGAUAAUGGUCAUGAUGAUUGUCCGGUAAAACAUUUGCAGGCGCUCAAGUACCAGCAGGAGACGUCGCAGACCCAUUUGUACAUACCUGAGUGCAAUCAGGCGGGGCUGUAUCAGUCUGUUCAGUGUUACUCUGGUUAUUGUUGGUGUGUUAAUGAGAAUACUGGAGUCCCAAUAACUGGGACUUUUUUGAAGGGGGCGAGACCCGAUUGUAAAACCGAUUUUCGGGUGGUGAGGACGAUGAAGGGCUGCGGAAGGGGCAAGCUGGAAGAUCUUAUCGAGAAGAUGAUCAGGGCGAUGAAGCGGAGGAUGGAGAGUGAUGGAGGACAUCCAAUGGUGGAGGGAGCGGGAAGGGGAAGGGGAUCGGUGAAUGUAAGGAGAAAUGCAACGGAAAAUGCAACGGGGAAUGAAACUGGGAAGGACUUCAAAAAGAAUGAGGAGGAAAGGGCUGCCACGUGGACCUUCUUCUCGUUGGAUCUGAAUAAGAAUAAGGUUUUACAGAGGGGUAAGGAGUGGAAGAGCAUCAGGAUGAUGCUUCCUGAGAAUCGGUGCGCUAAAAAGCUCCCGAGGUUCUGUGAUACCAAUGAUGAUCAGAGGAUCUCUCUCGAUGAGUGGCUCGGGUGUCUCAAUAUUAAGGCUCCGGAUUCUGCCCUGGAGCACGUCAUUUCCGUGACGAUGCUCCCUAGUUAAUGAGAAGAUCAACUCGUUCAUAAUUAUUGGAAAAUAUAGACUCAGUUACCAAACGAUCUAGUGGCGGCGCUUUCGAAGCGAAAAGAAUUGUAUAUUUUUAUGGAUUAUUUCUUAAUGAAUUUAUGGAAAAAUUUAUCAAUCUUUGUUUUACGAUAAUUGUUCGGAGUACAAAGUAAGCUUUAGAUAUUGUGUUUUUAAAUUACGUGAGUUGAUGAAUUUGAAUAAUUGAAAUAAUUUUUAUAAUUCUAAGUGAUGUCCUGUUUUUAUGAAUACAUUUACAGAAUUGGGAUCAUCAAUUGAUGAAUAUUAUUUUGUAUUAUUUUUAUUUUUUUUAAGGAGUAACGGAGAAUUUUUGAGAAUGAAAUUGUAUAAAUACCGAUAUGAGAUAAGAUGUGAGGAGAAUUGUUUCUUCAGUGCCGAACGCCGCGAAUCGGAGGGGAUUAUUAUCUUCUGAUGAUAAGGUAAAGUGCCUCUCUGGAAUUAAUGUGAUUUUGUAUUUUAUUUUUAUAAUAAAAACUGACAUUUAUGAUCAAUACAACAAUUAAUAUACUAUAAUAUAAUUUUCCUAAUUAGAUAAAAUCAAUGAACUAUUGAUCAUGAGUAUUCAACAACCAGGCGCUUCUAAAAAAUAACUGUGACAACUACUA